Molecule: messenger RNA, 384 nt
Organism: Dermatophagoides pteronyssinus (European house dust mite)
Lineage: Eukaryota; Metazoa; Arthropoda; Arachnida; Sarcoptiformes; Pyroglyphidae
Product: ctenidin-3-like
Source: RefSeq, a predicted model, not a curated record
AUGGCUACCAAACUAUUGACAAUCAGCUUUGUAUUGACCAUUAUUAUUAUUGUCAUAUUGGUCAACAAUAAUCAUCAUGUUGAUGGAACAAUUUUAAGCCGAUUAUUGAUGAGACGUGCUAUGCGACGAAUGGGUGGUGGUGGUAGUUUUGGUGGCUAUGGUGGAUAUCCUUAUCCGAUGAUUAUGCCGAUGGGUGGACCAAUGCUUGGUAAUCCAUUUGGUGGAAUUGGCGCUAUGGCUGAUGCUAGACUUAGAUUGCGUAAAGGUGGCUAUGGUGGUAUCCAUAAUGGCCGUAUAUAUGGAGGCGGAUUUGGACGUCGCGACGGAGGAUAUGGAAGUAUUGGACCAGGUGGUAUUUAUGGUGGUGGCUUUGGACGACGAUAA